AUGUGCAAUACCUUUCACUUUUUGGAAAACAAGACGAACAAGAAAUCAUCCAAAUUUGAUAAAAUAGGACUUGUAGAGGGUCAAAUUGAAUAUCAAAAUGAAGAACAAAUUCAAUUUGAGGAAUAUAAUCAACCAUUGUUUCAACAAUAUGAAAUUUAUGAGCAACAACCAAUUCAAUGUUUAAAUAGAGAACAACAAGAAGAGUUAAAACUACAAAGACAAUUUGAACAAAAACCAUUUAAACAACAGAGCCAUCAAUUUAAUUGUAGAAGCACAUCAACUUAUUAUCAACAACGACCAAAUGCUCACCCAGAAUCAGAAGCUUCUCCACCACAGAACCAUCAAACUAGCCAUCAUUUAACAAAAAUGAAUCACGUUAUUCUUUUUCUGGUGAACCAAAAUCAUACCGGUAUUCCGAAUCACCUAAUCAAAACAGUGGAGAACCACCUUUUGUUGAGUAUGAAAAAGGGAGAAUUGGUUCAUUUUCAUAAUCAAUGUGUUUAA
Molecule: messenger RNA, 504 nt
Organism: Dictyostelium purpureum
Lineage: Eukaryota; Evosea; Eumycetozoa; Dictyosteliales; Dictyosteliaceae
Exons: 3
Coding region: 1-504 (167 amino acids)
Source: RefSeq, a predicted model, not a curated record